Coffea eugenioides is the source of this 1925-nucleotide messenger RNA. Its product is annotated as LEC14B homolog. Bases 276 to 1703 code for a protein of 475 amino acids. The record is from RefSeq and is a predicted model, not a curated record. Gene Ontology annotation, cellular component: Cul4-RING E3 ubiquitin ligase complex. NCBI's taxonomy places the organism in Eukaryota, Viridiplantae, Streptophyta, Magnoliopsida, Gentianales, Rubiaceae. The transcript has 10 exons. Gene Ontology annotation, biological process: proteasome-mediated ubiquitin-dependent protein catabolic process. Gene Ontology annotation, molecular function: protein binding.
GGUGUGAAGAAGAGUGAACUCAAACAGUCCUUUGACUAUUCAUGUCCGUCAUCAUCAUCGUAAUCUCCCUACAUUUAUUAUUUAUCAAUCCCAAACCAAAGAAAUUUGCCAUUUUUGGUCUGACCCUCUUCUCUCAAGGAUUAAUAAGGUGAAAUUUGAAGGCCCUUUAAGGUUUAUUGAGCUUAAUUUUGGAAAGGAGGGUGAAAUAGGUAUAGGAAGCAGCUAAUUGUUAGAGCCUGCAUACUAAAAGAAGGGAGGCAAAGGUUGUUUAGAAAAUGACUUGGACUAGAAAGCGUUUGGAUGGUUGUGAUAGAGGAAAUGGAGCUGAGGGAUCAUCUGGUAGUCAGAGGAUCAGUGAAGAAAAUAGUUAUCUUAAUCAUGAGAUAGCGCUACUCACAAAAUAUACGUCAACUGCGCAUGAACGUUUCAGAAAAGUGGUACCGGGUAAGGCAAGGUUGCCCGUUUCACCUGUGCAAAUGUUGGUGGGAAGGGAAGGGAAUUAUUCUGGGAGAGGGAGAUUCUCAUCAGGAGACUGUUGUCAUGUUUUGAGUCGGUAUAUGCCUAUUUAUGGUCCUUCAGUGGUUGAUCGAAUGCCAAGUGGUGCAUAUGUUUCACAAUUUUCAGAAGAUGGUUCUCUGUUUGUUGCUGCAUUUCAGGAAAGUCAGAUUAAAAUAUAUAAUGUUGACAAGGGAUGGAGACUGCAGAAGGACAUUAGAGCUAGAAGCUUGCGAUGGACAAUCACUGAUACAUCCCUAUCCCCAGAUCGUCGUUUUCUUGCUUACUCAAGUAUAUCUCCCAUAGUUCAUAUUGUUGAUGUUGGAUCUGCUGCAACAGAAUCUCUUGCAAAUGUUACGGAAAUUCACGAGGGAUUGGAAUUUUCUUCAGAUGCUUCAGACUAUGAUGAGUAUUCUUUUGGAAUUUUCUCCGUGAAAUUCUCAACAGAUGGCAGAGAACUUGUGGCUGCUAGUAGUAAUAAUUCCAUUUAUGUUUAUGAUCUCGAAGCAAAAAGGCUGAGCCUCUGCAUUCCAGCUCAUGAGUCUGAUGUGAAUGCUGUGUGCUUUGCGGAUGAGACUGGUCACCUGAUAUAUUCUGGGAGUGACGAUUGCCUCUGUAAGGUUUGGGACCGUCGUUGCUUUGCCACAAAAGGGAAACCAGCUGGAGUCCUUAUUGGACACCUGGAAGGAAUUACUUUCAUUGAUACUCGUGGAGAUGGCCGUUACUUGAUCUCAAAUGGCAAAGAUCAGGUCAUCAAGCUUUGGGAUAUUCGCAAGAUGUCUUCAAAUGCUGAUUACGUACAAUGGCGUAGAGAUUAUGAUUGGGAUUACAGAUGGAUGGAUUAUCCAGAGCGUGCAAAAAAUUUGAGGAAUCCAAACGACCUAUCAUUGACUACCUAUAAAGGCCAUACAGUUUUGCGUACUCUCAUACGCUGUUAUUUCUCUCCAGCUCAUAGCACGGGGCAAAAGUAUAUCUACACUGGAUCUACAGAUUCUGUCGUAUAUAUUUAUGAUUUGGUGAGUGGAGCUCAAGUUGCAAAACUUGAUUUCCAUGAAGGGCCUGUAAGAGACUGCAAUUGGCACCCCUAUUACCCUAUGAUUGUCAGUUCUUCAUGGGAUGGAGUUCUUGCCAAUUGGGAGUUCCCUGGCAAUGGUGAAAUUUCUGUGCCUACAAGGCGAAACAGAAGAAGACGGCGGGCUCUAUACUGAACAGCAUUUCCGGUCUUGGAAAAUAUGACUAUACUUGUCAAUUACUAGCAUGUAUCGGAAAUUUUGUGCGGAAAGUUGAGUUAUCAAAUUAGCAUACAUCUCAAAUUUUGAUAUUGAUGCCGAUGGCUGUAUAUAUAUAUAUAUAGUUUCCUUGAGACGGAAUUCUUUUGACAUGAACAAUAGGAAAUACAAUGGUCAUAAAUUGUUUUCCUUUUCUUUUCA